CUUACAUGAUGAAAGGGAAGUUACAUUACUCUUCUGAAGUUCCUCCGAGUCUAGAUAAACAUUGAGAACCAACGAUGACGUAAAUUCAACGUUAGAAAAACACCAUAAACUUGUCAGAAGCUGGAAGCGGUUAAACUAAGGUCUACAGAUGGAUGUGAAUCCUGCCAUUGCACUUGACGGUCAAAUUGACCAGUGCUAGUGCCGACAGUGACAGACAGGCAGAUACCUACCAUCACCAGCUGAUCAUCAGCAUGGGCCAGAUAGUUAUGAAAAGUUCCACUGGAUGUUAGCUUUGCUGUGAUUGGUUAGACAGUUUUUAAUCUCACAACCUUUUGUUCUGUGAGGAUUACUUGUCUGAAACUGCCAUGGAGGAUUGUACUGAAAGUGACCUUUAUAAUGCCAUGAAUGCAGAUGACCUUGAGACUCUUCGUGACCUUUUGGCACAGGGAGGGAAUGUGGAUGAGUUUUAUUACAACUUCACAACCAACGAUGGUGUUUCCUUGCUGCAUCUGGCUUGCGAGAAGGGCAGGUUUGACUGUGUCCGACUCAUUGUUGACAGCAAUGCCACGAUGAACGUGGCAGAUCGAUGUGGUAGGACUCCUUUAAUGUAUGCGCUGGCUGCACAGAAGACCGAUGUUGCUGAAAUCUUGCUGAAGAAGGACCAGGACCUUGUAAAUGAUGAAGAUGUGGAUGGAUACACUGCCCUUGACCUUGCAGCCAUUGAUGGCAAUACUGAAGGGAUCCGUCUACUUGUGCAAUAUGGUGCAAAUGUCAAUCACCGCACGUUUGACGGAGUGACGCCGAUAAUGCGGUGCAUCAAAGAAGGAAUGAUGAAGAACCCUUCGUCUGUUUUGUGGGCACUCAUUGAGGGAGGUGCAGAUGUUAAUAUCAAGGAUAAGAAAUGUCGGAGGUCAGCCUUGCAGACGGCCACAAUAAAGAAGGAUGUCUCUGCGGCUGAGGUUCUUCUGGCAGCUGGCGCCGACAUGUAUUCUUUGGAUUGUGGCGCCAAAACACCUCUGACCAACAUGAUGCUGCAACAUGUACGCAUGAGGAAUGGUGCCUUGUUCGUCCAUGAGGAUGUCUGGAUGAUAAUGCUGCUGAUGGUGCAUGCUGGGAUAGAUUAUAGCUACAGUGUAUGCGAGGACGCUGACCCCAUGCUGACUGCAGCGCUAUUGAAGGCGGAAUGUCUGAUGCGAUUCUUCCUGUCUAAUGGUGCCAACCCUGAUAAACAAACUGUCCUUGGGGUCACCCCUCUACUGAAGGCAACGGGCAAGAAUGACUUCCCAUCUGUGAGGACCCUGAUUGAGUGGAACUGCAAGCUGGAUCUACAGGGACAGUUCUACUGGAGGAGAGAUGACUUCGAGUACACUGUAGACCCCUUUGAACUUGCUAUAAUGCUCGGCUACCUUAACAUUGCUCGACUCUUGGUUGAAGCAGGAUAUCAGCGCUACCAGAAGCCAUAUGUCUUUGACAGAGCUCCUCUACCACGAUCAUUGCGGGAAAAUCCAGACAUGUUAGAAUGGCUGAAGGAGAAAUGUUCGGUUCCUGAAAGUCUGACCACUCUGGCUGUGUACACUCUGAGGCGUUGCAUAGGGCGGGACAUUGUGUCAAAGGUGAGGAACUUACCCUUGCCGCCCAAACUGAGGAGGAUGUUGGUUCUAAAGGAUCUUCUUGGACUGGAUGUAGAAUAUUGA
Messenger RNA from Haliotis rubra (blacklip abalone), 1694 nucleotides. Its product is annotated as serine/threonine-protein phosphatase 6 regulatory ankyrin repeat subunit C-like. NCBI's taxonomy places the organism in Eukaryota, Metazoa, Mollusca, Gastropoda, Lepetellida, Haliotidae. Gene Ontology annotation, molecular function: protein binding. The transcript has 4 exons. Gene Ontology annotation, cellular component: cytoplasm; nucleus. The coding region runs from base 366 to 1694 and encodes 442 amino acids. The record is from RefSeq and is a predicted model, not a curated record.